AUGAAAAAUCGCACAAUUCAAUGCAAAUGUUUUCCACCUGAGGAUUGUAGGAACAGAUCAUCGAAUUGCGCAUCAUUGAUCGGUUGCUUUUACUCGGUCCAUACAAAUGCUCUAGGAUACAUAAUCUACGAACGUUACGGUUGUCUCCUAAACGACACACUUUCCAUCUUCUCCUGCUACAAUUAUCCAAGUACUAGUGUAAUCUGCUGCUUUUCAUCAAACUCUUCGGACUAUUGUAAUGCACGUCUCCCUACUGCCAAGCUCCAGAACAGCAGUAUCCUGUAUUUCCUGUUUUUUACCAUACUAUGGAUUUUGCUCUUUAUACUAGCCUUUGCAUACUUCAAAUCAAACUUCAAUAGGCAUAAGAAGUGCUUUUCAAGUCAUUCCCAAACAAUUUUCCCCGAAAUCACUGAUAGUGGUAGUGGGUCAGGAAAGCCUUUCUUAGUUAAUCGAACCAUUGCUCGUCAGACUACUCUCCUUUUAUGCAUUGGAAGGGGUCGAUUCGGCGAAGUAUGGCGAGCAGUAUGCAAUGACGAGACUAUUGCCGUAAAAAUUUUUUCCAGUCGUGAUGGUGCUAGUUGGACCCGCGAAACUCAAAUAUACACGACUGCUCAUCUAUCUCACCCGAACAUCCUUGCUUACUAUGCUAGCGAUAUGAUUUCACAUGGCGGGUGUACUCAACUCUGGCUUGUUACCGCCUACCACGCUAACGGGUCGCUGCAUGAUUUCCUUUCAACAGCAAACGUUGUGACACCACAGUGCGGACUCAAAUUAGCCCGAUCGAUCGCCGCUGGUCUAGCCUUUCUUCACAGCGAAGUGGUUGGAUUCCAUGGCAAACCGUCGAUUGCGCAUAGGGACAUCAAAUCUAAGAAUAUUCUUGUUAUGGCUAACAAUGAGGCCUGUUUGGCAGAUUUUGGUCUUGCUUUGAUGAAAAGUCCCAAAGGAGUGGGUGGAGGGCGAGUUAACGAUGAGGCGAGAGAGAGUGCUGAUGCUCCACCUCCCGCUAGCCCCUUCGCAGGAACAAAGCGGUACAUGGCUCCUGAGAUAUUAGCUCUCUAUCCCUUAGUGUGGGGUGGUUGGAUGCGUGAGCGCCCGCAAGAAAGGCAGGAGUACGAAAAUCAGUCUGCGGAGUGUGAUGAAGACAAGCUGUCAAUUCCAGGCGAAUUGCUGGAGUGCCGACAUCCGUUACUGCCUUUUGAGAUCUAUCUGUCUGCAGAUAUCUAUUCACUAGGUCUCGUUUUAUGGGAGAUUUGGAGACGUUGCAUGGAUAAACAAUAUGAGCUUCCUUACUAUGACUCCGUACCACCGGAUCCAAACUUCUUGCAAAUGUAUAGAGUGGUUGUAUUGGGAGAAUCCUACGACUCUCCUUGCGACACUCUGGUAAAUCUACCCCUGCCAAUGCAGGUAUGUCACCUGUGCAGACACAUCCUGGUGGGUAGAGUUGGUGCAGCGCUGGAAAACCGUCAUCAUCGUCGACAUGUUAAUGGCAAACGACCGUCCCUCUCACUGGAGGAAAACGAUAGCAGUGACAGGGUUUGGCUGAUACGAUGGGCGGGUGUCAUUGCAGAAUGCUGGCAUCCUUGUUACACACACCGCCUCUCAGCCUUGCGUGUGCGCAAAACCCUCACGGCCAUCGAGGCGAUCUUGAGCUGA
Hydatigera taeniaeformis is the source of this 1653-nucleotide messenger RNA. Lineage: Eukaryota; Metazoa; Platyhelminthes; Cestoda; Cyclophyllidea; Taeniidae. The record is from the annotation of a GenBank genome assembly.